AUGGCGUCGUUCUUCAAUUUUUAUUUUUUUAACAUCCAAAACCCUCUGCUUAUUCUUUCUUCUUUCUGGUCCUGUGGUCCUUCUUUGACCUUCAUUGUCUUCUUUUAUUCCACCUUCUGCUCGCUUUCUAUUACUUUGGCCUCCAAUUUUUCGUUUUUGCCUUUGUUUACAGUUAUCUCUCCCCCUGUUUCCUCAUUGAUACUCACCAACGCUUCUGUCACCUCUACCCUCAGCAUCACAGCCACCUCUGCAAUUACUACUUCUGUCAGCAUAUUAUUCAAUUCCAUCCUACCCAUCUUCUCCACCACUCUCAUUAGCAAAAAUAUAUGCAUCACAUCCCAUAUCUCCAUCUAUCUAUCUAUCUAUCUAUCUAUCUAUCUAUCUAUCUAUCUAUCUAUCUAUCUAUCUGUGUUCACUCUCUCACAGACGCGCCGUCGCCUCUCUCUGUCUUUUCUACAAAUACUUUCAUGGUAA
This is a messenger RNA of Acanthosepion pharaonis, 474 nucleotides long. The record is from the annotation of a GenBank genome assembly. Lineage: Eukaryota; Metazoa; Mollusca; Cephalopoda; Sepiida; Sepiidae.